AUGUCAGAAGUUGAUUCACAAGUUAUGAGAAAACCAAAUUACAGUAGCUCGAAUCAACCAAGCCAAUUAUAUCAAUAUUCGUCUAAUUCAGAGAAUGAUUCAAAUUCAAAUGUGGGCCUGUCACAUCCCCCUGCAACAGUCGAUUACGACUACAAAGAAUCAUAUGGUUAUAUAGCUAACCCUUCGGUUGAUUUUUCGCCAGCAAAUACCCCUUAUGGGUUAUUACGACAACCACAUCAGCCACCAAUUCAUCACCAUCUUGCUUCUCAAACUAUACAACAAACUGUGUCUCAUCAAGAAGGAUUUGCAGCUCCUCUUCCUCCUCCACUUUUACAUAGCAGCUCCUUACAAACCUCCUUACAUGCAACUAGUUUAAUUUCACAGCUGAAUCUGUAUUCUACCAAACUGCCUAGGGAAGAUCCAAGGCAAUUGAAGAGUCAGUCGCUUCCAGAAUUGAGAUCAUCUGGUUAUUCCCUAGUAGAAUCUUCAAGUUCCAUUGGGAGCAAUUCAACUACAGCAAAUUCAGAAGAAAUGAAAUCUAGAACAGGCAGCUACCCACUUCCAAUUUAUCAACAUAUUCCCCAACAAUUGCCAGAACAGCAUUUUACUUACCAUCAACCUGACCAUCAUCACCAUCAACAUACUAUGACAGGUAUGCAAAUACCGAUGAAUAUUGAGUUGAACCAAUAUCCAGAUAUGACUUCUUUAGUCAAUUCCAACUCUAAUAUUGUGGUCCCCUUAGUGGAAAGUCAAUUUGUUGAUCAUUCUGUUUGUACAGUAUGUGGUAAGAGAAUUACAAGAGAUAUGACUAGGCACAUGAGAACUCAUCAAAGUGAGUCGAGAUUUAAAUGUCAUUUCCCCAAGAAUCAAUGCCGUCAUAAGCUGGGUAAAUUUAACAGGCCUUAUGAUUUUAAGAAGCAUUUGUUGAAUCGUCAUUUCAAAUUUGACGAAGUUGCCGUUAGACGACUCCAUAACUUGAGUGAUAAAUUAGAUCACUGGGGCACUUGUCCCUGUGGUUUGAGAUUUAUGGGUAAAGAUUGGUUAUAUGAACAUAUUCUUAUUAAUGAUACUUCAAAAAAAUGCCCUUGUAUAGAAUAG
Scheffersomyces amazonensis is the source of this 1098-nucleotide messenger RNA. RefSeq lists its product as uncharacterized. The transcript has a single exon. The record is from RefSeq and is a predicted model, not a curated record. The coding region runs from base 1 to 1098 and encodes 365 amino acids. NCBI's taxonomy places the organism in Eukaryota, Fungi, Ascomycota, Pichiomycetes, Serinales, Debaryomycetaceae.